This is a messenger RNA of Penicillium malachiteum, 795 nucleotides long. RefSeq names its product alpha/beta fold hydrolase. Bases 1 to 795 code for a protein of 264 amino acids. The transcript has a single exon. Lineage: Eukaryota; Fungi; Ascomycota; Eurotiomycetes; Eurotiales; Aspergillaceae. The record is from RefSeq and is a predicted model, not a curated record.
AUGAGCUCAGAAUUGAACCAUCAAAUUUCCCAUUCAAGCUGGAUCCCCGAUAGUCCCACCACCAUAAUCCUCAUUCACGGCGCCUUCGCCUCCUCAACCUGGUGGGACCUCGUCAUCCCGCACCUCUCUGGAUACCACAUCCUAGCCCCCAACCUACCAGGCCACGGCCAAUCCAGUGAGAAGGAAUUCUCCAUUCAAAACGCUACGACAACAAUCACCCAAUUAAUCCGUUCGCAUGCAAAAGAUUCCCACGCUCAUAUCGUAGGACACAGUCUCGGCGCAAGGGUAGCGAUUCACAUUGCCGAAACAAAUCCUAGUCUCGUGGAUUCGGUCUUUAUCUCAGGAUAUGGAUCUCUACCUCAAACGGCGCUUACACCGUAUAUACCCUACGCAGUAUGGAUGACUCAACGACUUGAGAAUCUAGUUCCUCGUUCUGUCAUUCGGUGGGCUAUGGAUGGAACGGAUAUCCCGCGUAUAGAUACAAGGUUAAGUACUUUACGUCUUUGUCAGAGUGUUAUGGCGCCUACGGAGACGAAGGGACCGAAGCCUUGGAAUGCGAGGACUUGUAUUAUUGUUGCGGGGAAGGGUGGGAUUGUUCCUAGUGCGGAUAGUAGGAGUGCUGCGGUGAGGUUAUUGGAGAUUGGGAAAUUGGGGAAUAAGAGUACGGUUGCUUUUUGGCAUCCUGAUAUGAGACAUCCGUGGAUUAGACAAGAUCCGGGGCUUUUUGCGGAUUCGGUCAAGGCUUGGAUUGAAGGGAGGGAGUUACCUCAUGGGUUUGAGAUGAUUGUUUCCUAG